Messenger RNA from Trichoderma asperellum CBS 433.97, 447 nucleotides. RefSeq lists its product as uncharacterized. The record is from RefSeq and is a predicted model, not a curated record. Lineage: Eukaryota; Fungi; Ascomycota; Sordariomycetes; Hypocreales; Hypocreaceae.
AUGUCGAAUCAGUCCCGGGCUGAGUACGACCCUUCGUUGAGCAGCGAACCUCGAUCAGAGUAUACCGUGUCCACCAGAGAGGACAAGAAACGCCCCCGGUGGAUGUCACAAGUCAAAAAUUGGCUGGCAACAAGUGAACCCUCGGCUCAAGCAAUGAGGGAUCAGAAAAGGGAUACCUUUAAGAAACACGGCAUCGAUCUCAAAGAUCCGCAGGCUGCUGUGAAAUUGCACUCUCCCAUGGGAAAAGUACCCAUCGAUGCUGUUACCUCCACGUCGGGUCCUACGCCUGAGAAAGCUCUCAAAGAAAAAAUCCGAGCAAAAGAUGUGCCGCCUUCAUAUGCUGGACAUAGCCGUGGAUCCCAGUCUGUGUCGAGUGGCAUUUCUUCUGUUCCAAGCACGAAGAGUGCGAAAAUCAGCAAUGCAAUUGCACCCUGGGAGGAGGAAUAA